Messenger RNA from Exophiala dermatitidis NIH/UT8656, 798 nucleotides. RefSeq lists its product as uncharacterized. Gene Ontology annotation, cellular component: IRE1-TRAF2-ASK1 complex. Gene Ontology annotation, biological process: intrinsic apoptotic signaling pathway in response to endoplasmic reticulum stress; IRE1-mediated unfolded protein response; protein phosphorylation. Lineage: Eukaryota; Fungi; Ascomycota; Eurotiomycetes; Chaetothyriales; Herpotrichiellaceae. The record is from RefSeq and is a predicted model, not a curated record. The transcript has 2 exons. Gene Ontology annotation, molecular function: RNA endonuclease activity; ATP binding; protein serine/threonine kinase activity. Bases 1 to 798 code for a protein of 265 amino acids.
AUGGGCCUUGAAAUUCUGGAGUGCAGCGAAGUCUGGAAAGAAGUGGACAACUCGGAUGACUUCGAGUUUUCCCACACCAAAGUCAUCCUCCGUGAUGGUUUUGAAUUCUUCUACGCAAGGGUCGAUCAACGCAAGACUCCAUCCUUCCAAGCCUCAGUUGAUCCAUCGGCCCUUGAGCUCCAUCCAAUUCCGACAGAAACCAUCUGGCCCAAAAGCCCGGAAAAUGCAUUACGAUGCCCGAAUCCUGCCUCCGAUUCUGCAGAGAUAUACGUCAAACGACCAUCCUUACUCGCCUAUGGAGACAGCUUCGUUUCGACCGAGAUAAAAACCCUCGUACUCCACGAGGUGCAAAUCUGCGAGACUCUGGCGCAAUUUCAGCAUCCAAACAUCGCAAAAUAUCUAGGAUGUCAAGUCGAAAACGAUUUGAUCACAGGCCUUUGCUUUGAGAAAUACGGCGACUCUCUCUUCCAAAUGAUGCAAGAUGGACGAUCCGAUUCCUUCGACAAAGGAGCAUGUCUGCAGGAUAUUCGAGAUGGUAUCCAACAUCUUCAUUCGCUGGAGAUUGUGCACGGAGAUAUAAAUCCACACAACAUCUUGUCUCAUGGAGACAAUUUCGUCAUCAUAGAUUUCGAUUCAUGCGCCAAAGUCGGCGAAGAGCUUGGUUUGAAGCUCGGUACAGACGGGUGGACGCAGGAAUCAACCACCGCGGAAUACAGUAACGACUGGUAUGGGUUUUCCAAGAUUGAAGAGUUUCUUCAUGAUCAAAAAUCCUUCGAUACCUCAUCUUGCACUGCAUAA